Melanotaenia boesemani (Boeseman's rainbowfish) is the source of this 3367-nucleotide messenger RNA. It is a transcript of the gene klhl26, whose product is annotated as kelch-like family member 26. Lineage: Eukaryota; Metazoa; Chordata; Actinopteri; Atheriniformes; Melanotaeniidae. Bases 227 to 2041 code for a protein of 604 amino acids. Gene Ontology annotation, molecular function: protein binding. The transcript has 3 exons. The record is from RefSeq and is a predicted model, not a curated record.
CAGUCAACGGUAGUACCGAGAAAGGUUGCGAAGCAAGCAGCCGGUUGGAGAGGUCAUCAUCACCGCGUUCACCACAGGACCUCAGACACAGACAGCUGUUCUCCGUCCGUGCCACAACAACAAGUUGUUUUCCAGACCUUUAAAAUAAAUAAACAGGCUAGUCAUGCCAGCGAACUCCUGCUAACAUUUAUGAAGAUGCUCUAUGCGUGGUGUUCUGAGCUAGAAGAUGGCGGAGUCGGAUGGUGGCGAUUGUGCAUCGAAACAUUCCCAGAGCAGUAUGGCUAACAAGAAUAGCACCCUGCGCUGUACUUUCUCAGCCCCGAGCCACAGUACCACACUCCUCCAGGGCUUGUCGGUUUUGCGGGCUCAGGGUCAACUACUUGACGUCGUGCUGGCGGUCAAUGAGGAGCACUUCCAGGUCCAUAAAGCAGUGCUGGCUGCCUGUAGUGAUUACUUCAGAGCUAUGUUUACUGGGGGCAUGAGGGAGUCCAACCAAGAUACCAUUGAGCUGAAGGGCUUGUCUGCCCGAGGACUGAAACAUAUCAUUGACUUUGCCUACAGUUCAGAAGUCACUUUAGACUUGGACUGUAUUCAAGAUGUGCUCGGCGCUGCUGUAUUUCUCCAGAUGGUUCCUGUUGUUGAGCUCUGCGAAGAGUUCCUUAAAUCGGCGAUGAGCGUCGAGACCUGCUUGCACAUUGGGCAGAUGGCCACCACUUUCAGCUUGUCUUCCCUCAAAGAGUCAGUGGAUGCAUUCACCUUUCGCCACUUCCUCCAGAUUGCAGAGGAGGAUGACUUUCUACACAUUCCCAUGGAGCGCCUCAUCUUCUUCCUUCAGAGCAACAAACUAAAGAAUUGUAGUGAAAUUGACCUCUUCCAUGCCGCUAUCAGGUGGCUCCGACAUGAUGAGUCCCGCCGGGCUCAAGCCAGCAGUGUCCUCUGCCACGUGCGCUUCCCGCUCAUGCGCUCCUCAGAGUUGGUGGAUAGCGUUCAGACAGUGGACAUCAUGGUUGAGGACGUGCUGUGUCGUCAGUAUCUCCUUGAGGCCUUCAAUUACCAGAUCCUUCCCUUCCGACAGCAUGAAAUGCAGUGCUCACGGACUCUCCUUCGUUCUGAUGUUAUGUCUCUCAUCACCUUUGGUGGGACACCAUACACUGACAAUGACCGCACAGUGAGCUCCAAGGUGUACUACCUCCCUGAUAUUGCCUCUCGCCAGUUCAAAGAGCUGACUGAGAUGGAAAUUGGGUGCAGCCACGCUUGUGUUGCCGUCCUUGAUAACUUUGUGUAUGUUGUUGGCGGACAGCACUUGCAGUACCGCAGUGGCGAGGGGGCAGUAGACAGCUGUUUUCGCUACGACCCACAUCUGAACCAGUGGCUCCGCAUCCAGUCCAUACAGGAGGCUCGGAUCCAGUUUCAGCUCAACGUACUACAGGGAAAGCUUUACGCCACAGGUGGCCGAAAUCGAUCUGGGAGUCUGUCUUCAGUAGAGUGCUACUGCCCAAAGAAGAAUGAGUGGUCUUCAGUAGAACCAUUAAAACGUAGGAUUUGGGGUCAUGCUGGCACUCCCUGUGGAGAAAAACUGUAUGUCUCAGGCGGUUAUGGUGUCUCAUUAGACGACAAGAAAACUCUUCACUGCUACGACCCAGCAUCAGACCAGUGGGAUUUCAGAGCCCCCAUGAAUGAACCCAGAGUGCUGCAUGCCAUGAUCAGUAUCCGGGAUCGUGUUUAUGCGCUGGGUGGUCGCAUGGAUCAUGUGGAUCGUUGUUUUGAUGUGCUGGCAGUUGAGUAUUACAUUCCAGAAAAUGACCAGUGGACCACUGUCAGUCCUAUGAGAGCAGGGCAGUCUGAGGCAGGCUGCUGCUUACUGAACAGAAAGAUUUAUAUCGUAGGAGGUUACAACUGGCACCUAAAUAAUGUCACGAGCAUCGUUCAGGUUUACAACACAGAGACAGAUGAGUGGGAGAGGGAUUUGCACUUCCCAGAAUCCUUUGCUGGAAUAGCUUGUACACCAAUUAUACUUCCACAAAAUAUUACACAACGCUAAGCAUCUGACCCUUCGACUGUGAAUAUUUUAUUCCAUGUGCUCCUUCCGUGAACUGUUGAGUCCUCUCAAGGUGUGAACAUCUUGUGUGUGUAAUUUUGGGAGAAUGACCUGAAAAGCUACUAAACCAUUUUACUUAUUUCUUAGAUAUGUUGUGAGAAGCAUUUGUUGAUUUAACUUGCUGACACACAAUACUUUUUUACAUGAAAACUCUAUAUUUUUCUUCUGAUUAAAGCUAUGACAGCUGACCAACAUACUGAUACGAUCAAGAGGAAAAGCCUCCAACAACUUGAUGUCCAGAUUAAUUAAUGCUUGCAUAGUUACAAGCAAGUGUACAAAUGUUAUUACGACUGCAUGCAGUCGUGAUAACUUUUGUACACUUGCCUUUUUGGUAAAUGGAUGCUCAUGGGCAAGUUAACUGGAAAUAUGUUUUUAGGGUUUUUAGAGUAGCAUUGCCUUAUUUAUAGCACUUUAUUUUACAAAAAUAUUAACAGUAUGUAAGUGUUUUAAUGGCCAGUCAAGAGCAUAAGUUUAAAAAUGGCACAAACUGAUUUUGAGAAUAGAUCCCACAGACUCCAUGUUUAUCUUCGACAGUUUGAUUGUACAGUUGUGAUUUUAAGUUUUACCUUGUAUGGAAUUUGUUAUUCAAAAAAUGUUUCCUCAAAUUUACUAAUCCACAAGCUGCACAUCAGCAGUCAGCGGUGCACAAAAAAGGUUGCUUUACAGUUCUGAAUCAGUUAUGGUGUUAGGUGUGGUGUUAUUUAAACUAAUAAUGCCUGUAUGUUGAGCUAAUACUACCAAAACUGUUUUCCAAUUCGUUUUCUGAGUUGAUGUAAUAAAGAAGUGCAGACCUCUUAAUGGCAGCUACAUAAAUAAUUGAUUUAUUCUUGCAAUGUUAGUGUGUGGUGUUCUUCAUAGAAAACAAACACUGAUAUUCGCUGUUAACUACGGUAACAUUUAAAUUUGCAGAUCAUUUAAAAAAUUGAACUGUUGUAAUGCUCAUAAAUUUGUAGUGUACUUAGAUAUACUGAAACCCUUUUUUUUUAUAAUUUUUUGCACAUUUUAAAGUCAUGGUUAUCAGAUUUUCAGUUUUAACAUAUAUUUGUGUUGAUCCAAAACUUUUUUUUUUCUUUCGAGUAUGGCCACCGACAUGAGUCCUUUUUAAAACCAUUUCCUGUCUGCCUUAGUGUGUCUUGUUCCACCUGUACCAGUAAAAGCACAUUAUACUGUUGAAGUGCAAUACAAUGAAAACUGCUUACGUUAAAGGGGAAUGUAUACAGAUGUGUCACUUUGUGUUUUCUUUAUUAAAGGUUCAUGAUGUUUUUAAUA